CUCGUAACUAGUGCCAAUUCGUUCCUUGCUCCGAAAAGCCGUGCACAUGUCUGGCCAAGGGAAUAUUUGCCUAUCGAUCACGCGGCGCCGUGUUGUAUUCGUCUCAGCUAUGUAUGGGCGUCCCAUGACAUGUCGUGCGCCGCCGUAUAUUAAGUUUAUUCAUCUCGGUCAUGGCCAUGACCAAAAGUAACGCGUCUUAUGAUCACGAUGCGUUUCCCCCUUAGUAGAAGAUAGGCCGUCGGAGUCUUCUGCCUGCAGCUCGGUUACGUCUGAUUGUACGUACGGGCGCCGCUCUGCUACUGACUAUGGUAGACAGCUGCAGGCUUGCGCUGUCAGUAAGACCCCCAUCUUAGCAAUGGUAUCUGCAACUACUAGAAUAUACUUGAUUGCCCUUCAUACAUCCUUGGCCGGGAUGCUGUGGGGGUUGGAUACCGGUUCAAUUGGUCCUAUUACCCAGAUGGAACAGUUCUCCAGCUCUAUCGGCCAUCUCUCCUCAGGCAUCCUCGGGAUUUAUGUCGCGUGUAUUCUUCUCUCUGCUUCCUUGUCUUCGCUAUGUAGCGGUUAUAUAGCUGACUUGCUAUCUCGCAAGUAUGGGAUCCUAACAGGAGGUAUCAUAGUCCUCCUAGGAACGAUCAUCUCCGCCUCUGCGAAAACUUUCCCUGUUCUCGUAUGCGCACGGCUGAUAACGGGAAUCGGACAGGGUCAGAGUAUCUCCGUCGUUACCAUUUACCUCUGCGAGAUUUCUCCAGGAGAGAUCAGAGGAACGGUUGCGGCGGUGCUACAGUUGCUUAUCACUGUCGGGAUCGCUUUGGGGUAUUUUGUUGCGUAUGCGUCUUCGAGAAUUGGGGGUGAGUUGGCUUGGAGGACACCGUUUAUUUUGGAAGCGAGUAUGGCUGCGGUUUUCGUCUCCGGGAUGGCUUUCAUGCCGUAUUCUCCGCGGUGGCUUAUCCAGAGGGGGAGGAUAGAUGAAGCUCGUGCGGUUCUUCAGACGCUCCGUGCUAGCAGCGAGUUUGUAGAAGACGAGCUGCGUCUUAUUAAAGGCAGUCUCGAGGAGCAGAGCCAGGAAGAUGCUUCUUAUCGUGAGAUAUUCCAAAAGCGUUAUAUCAGACGGAGCAUUCUCGGUGUGUUUCUGAUGUCUUCCCAAAUGUUAUGUGGGAUCGAUGCGGUCCUUUAUUACGCUCCGAUCCUGUUCACUCAAGCUGGUUUUACAUCAACUCGGGCAGCAUUCCUUGCGUCUGGUGUUUCUGGAAUAAUCAAUUUGAUAUUUACGAUACCUGCUCAACUGUGGGUCGACAAGUGGGGACGAAGAUUUCCUCUGAUCGGUGGCGGUGUUUCUAUUGCUACUUGCUUCAUGGCCAUCGGUACCUUGUAUGCGAUCUAUGGCGGAAAAACCGAUGGACAGGUGUACUUGAGUGGCAGAGGGCCGCAAUGGGCCGUCAUCAUACUCAUAUACAUGUUUGUGGCGAGUUUCUCAUGCUCAUGGGCUGUGAUUAUUAAAAUAUACGCAUGCGAGAUAAUACCCACACGGCUUCGCGCAAAAGCAUGUGCUGUCCAGCAGCUCAGUAAUUGGCUCGUCAAUUUCACUGUUGCGCUUACUACGCCGCUUUUUCUACGGGCUUCUCCAAGCGGUCCAUAUUUCCUCUUUGGAUCAGCAGCGCUGUUCACCGCAGCCGUCUGCCAUUUCUUGAUGCCGGAGACUAAAGGGAAGAGCUUGGAAGAGAUCGAGGACUUGUUUGAGAAGACACCUCAGGUGGUGGGUCACUCUGUAUCGAUAAUAACGUGAUUGUCUCUGGUUUGUGAAUUGCGUUACGCAUCUUCGUUCUGUAUUCCAUAUCAUUCUGGUAACGCUCAGUAUGCCACAUACAUGUUCUAUCAAUGACAGCGCAACAGUGAUAGAGUGCCAGCGGC
Molecule: messenger RNA, 1908 nt
Organism: Suillus discolor
Lineage: Eukaryota; Fungi; Basidiomycota; Agaricomycetes; Boletales; Suillaceae
Product: general substrate transporter
Exons: 6
Coding region: 356-1783 (475 amino acids)
Biological process (GO): transmembrane transport; carbohydrate transport
Cellular component (GO): membrane
Molecular function (GO): carbohydrate:proton symporter activity
Source: RefSeq, a predicted model, not a curated record